CUCUACUGAACUUCCUCUGUGUUUAUCCCAUCCGCCAUUGCAGCACCUCCAAAGAAGCUCCCUCCAUCCAUGGCCGCCGCCGCCGAGAUGGCUCUCGUGAAGCCUAUGUCGAAGUUCUGCAGCAGAACUCCUGAAUUCGGAAGCCCUAGAACGAGAGCAAUUCCAUUCUCUUACUCCAAAUUCACCGCCAUUAAAAUGUCUGCGACUUCCUCUCAAUCACCUCCUAAGUCUUCGAAGAACGCUAGCAAGGCUGCGAUUAAGGAGACGCUUCUGACUCCGAGGUUCUACACGACUGAUUUUGAUGAGAUGGAGACGCUUUUCAACACCGAAAUCAACAAGAAUUUGAACCAAGCUGAGUUUGAGGCUUUGCUCCAGGAGUUCAAGACUGAUUAUAAUCAGACGCAUUUUGUGAGGAAUAAGGAGUUUAAGGAAGCUGCUGACAAAAUGGAAGGAGCUCUCAGACAGAUUUUUGUGGAGUUUCUGGAGAGGUCUUGUACUGCUGAGUUCUCUGGGUUUCUUCUCUACAAGGAGCUGGGAAGGAGGCUUAAGAAAACAAAUCCAGUGGUGGCUGAGAUUUUCUCUCUGAUGUCCAGGGAUGAAGCCAGGCAUGCUGGGUUUUUGAACAAGGGUCUAUCCGAUUUCAACUUGGCAUUGGACUUGGGAUUCUUGACAAAGGCUAGAAAAUACACAUUUUUCAAGCCCAAGUUCAUCUUCUAUGCAACAUACUUGUCUGAGAAAAUUGGUUACUGGAGAUACAUAACCAUUUACAGACAUCUCAAAGCCAACCCUGAGUUCCAAUGCUAUCCCAUUUUCAAGUACUUUGAGAACUGGUGCCAGGAUGAGAACAGGCACGGUGAUUUCUUCUCUGCAUUGCUCAAGGCACAGCCUCAGUUCCUCAAUGACUGGAAGGCUAAGUUGUGGUCUCGAUUCUUCUGCUUAUCGGUGUAUGUGACAAUGUAUCUCAAUGAUUGCCAAAGAACAGCAUUCUAUGAAGGAAUUGGACUUAACACUAAAGAAUUUGACAUGCAUGUAAUCAUUGAGACUAACCGAACAACGGCAAGAAUUUUCCCGGCUGUACCAGAUGUUGAGAAUCCCGAAUUCAAGAGGAAACUGGACAGGAUGGUGGAGAUCAACGAGAAGCUGAUUGCUGUAGGAGAAAGCAAUGAACUUCCAUUGGUGAAGAACUUGAAGAGGAUCCCACUUGCUGCAGCAUUAGUAUCUGAGGUUUUGGCUGCGUAUUUGAUGCCUCCAAUUGAAUCUGGAUCUGUUGAUUUUGCAGAAUUUGAGCCUCAACUUGUGUACUAAAUUUUUGUACUUAGCUUAUCUCCACUCAUCUUUUUAGUAUGUCAAGUUUGAAUGAGUGUAAUCUGUUAUGUAAUGUUUGUAAAAAAAUCUCAUCACAAACAUUGAGUAAUGAAUUGGUCUUAGUUAAUGAGCCUCCUUUUCUGCUGCA
Molecule: messenger RNA, 1453 nt
Organism: Benincasa hispida (wax gourd)
Lineage: Eukaryota; Viridiplantae; Streptophyta; Magnoliopsida; Cucurbitales; Cucurbitaceae
Product: magnesium-protoporphyrin IX monomethyl ester [oxidative] cyclase, chloroplastic
Biological process (GO): chlorophyll biosynthetic process; photosynthesis
Cellular component (GO): chloroplast thylakoid membrane
Molecular function (GO): metal ion binding; magnesium-protoporphyrin IX monomethyl ester (oxidative) cyclase activity
Source: RefSeq, a predicted model, not a curated record